Molecule: messenger RNA, 12541 nt
Organism: Cercocebus atys (sooty mangabey)
Lineage: Eukaryota; Metazoa; Chordata; Mammalia; Primates; Cercopithecidae
Gene: FCGBP
Product: Fc fragment of IgG binding protein
Exons: 28
Coding region: 27-12377 (4116 amino acids)
Cellular component (GO): extracellular matrix
Molecular function (GO): protein binding
Source: RefSeq, a predicted model, not a curated record
CCCUGCAGCUCCAGGGACCUGCAGCCAUGGGUGCCCUGUGGAGCUGGUGGAUACUCUGGGCUGGAGCAACCCUCCUGUGGGGAUUGACCCAGGAGGCUUCAGUGGACCUCAAGAACACUGGCAGGAACGAAUUCCUCACAGCCUUCCUGCAGAACUAUCAGCUGGCCUACAGCAAGGCCUACCCCCGCCUCCUUAUGUCCAGUCUGUCAGAGAGCCCCGCUUCUGUCUUCAUCCUCAGCCAGGCAGACAAAACCUCACACAACGUCACAGUGAGGCCCGGGGAGUCAGUCAUGGUCAACAUUAGUGCCAAGGCUGAGAUGAUAGGCAGCAAGAUCUUCCAGCACGCGGUGGUGAUCCACUCUGACCAUGCUAUCUCUGUGCAGGCACUAAAUGCCAAGCCCGACACAGCGGAGCUGACACUGCUGCGGCCCAUCCAGGCCCUGGGCACCGAGUACUUUGUGCUCACACCCCCUGGCACCUCAGCCAGGAAUGUCAAGGAGUUUGCCGUGGUGGCCGGUGCCACAGGUGCCUCGGUCAGUGUCACGCUGAAGGGGUCAGUGACAUUCAAUGGCAAGUUCUAUCCAGCUGGCGAUGUCCUAAGUGUGACUCUAGAGCCCUACAAUGUGGCCCAGCUACAGAGCUCAGUGGAUCUCUCAGGGUCAAAGGUCACAGCUAGUAGCCCCGUGGCUGUCCUCUCUGGCCACAGCUGUGCCCAGAAACAUACGACCUGUAACCAUGUGGUCGAGCAGCUGCUACCCACAUCUGCCUGGGGCACCCACUAUGUAGUACCCACGCUGGCCUCCCAGUCCCGCUAUGAUUUGGCCUUCGUCGUGGCCAGCCAGACCACAAAGCUGACCUAUAACCAUGGGGGUAUCACUGGCUCCCGUGGGCUCCAGGCAGGUGAUGUGGUAGAGUUUGAGGUUCUGCCAUCCCGGCCACUCUACCUGUCUGCAAAUGUGGGCAUCCAGGUCCUGCUGUUUGGCACAGGUGCCAUAAGGAAUGAGGUGACUUAUGACCCCUACCUGGUCCUGAUCCCAGAUGUGGCGGCCUACUGCCCUGCCUAUGUGGUCAAGAGUGUACCGGGCUCUGAGGGCGUGGCCCUGGUGGUGGCACAGACAAAGGCUAUCAGCGGGCUGACCAUAGAUGGGCAUGCAGUGGGGGCCAAGCUCACCUGGGCGGCUGUGCCAGGCAGUGAGUUCUCGUAUGCUGAAGUGGAGCUCGGCACGGCUGACAUGAUCCACACGGCCGAGGCCACCACCAACUUCGGGCUGCUCACCUUCGGGCUGGCCAAAGCUACAGGCUACGCAACAGCAGCUGAUUGCGGUCGGACUGUGGUGUCCCCAGCGAAGCCCUCCUGCGAAGGCGUGCAGUGCGCAGCUGGGCAGCGCUGCCAGGUGGCAGGCGGGAAAGCCCAGUGUGUGGCGGAGUCCACCGCUGUCUGUCGCGCCCAGGGCGACCCCCAUUACACCACCUUCGACGGCCGUCGCUACGACAUGAUGGGCACCUGUUCGUACACGAUGGCGGAGCUGUGCGGCGACGACGACACCCUGCCUGCCUUCAGCGUGGAGGCCAAGAACGAGCACCGGGGCAGCCGCCGCGUCUCCUACGUGGGCCUCGUCACUGUGCACGCCUACAGCCACUCCGUGUCGCUGACCCGCGGGGAAGUUGGCUUCGUCCUAGUUGACAAACAGCGCUCGCGCCUGCCAGUCUCCCUGAGUGAGGGCCGCCUGCGUGUGUACCAGAGCGGACCACGGGCCGUGGUGGAGCUGGUCUUUGGGCUGGUGGUCACUUACGACUGGGACUGCCAGCUGGCACUCAGCCUGCCCGCGCGCUUCCAAGACCAGGUGUGCGGGCUGUGUGGCAAUUAUAAUGGUGACCCAGCAGACGACUUCCUCCUACCUGAGGGGGAUCUGGCUCCUGACGCCGUGGAGUUCGCAAGUAGCUGGAAGCUGGAUGAUGGGGACUACCUGUGUGAGGAUGGCUGCCAGAACAACUGUCCCGCCUGCACCCCAGGCCAGGCCCAACACUAUGAGGGCGACAGACUCUGUGGCAUGCUGACCAAGCUUGAUGGCCCCUUCGCUGUCUGCCAUGGCACCCUGGACCCCAGGUCCUUCCUGGAGCAGUGUGUAUAUGACCUGUGUGUGGUCGGUGGGGAGCGGCUUAGUCUGUGCCGUGGCCUCAGCGCCUAUGCCCAGGCCUGUCUGGAGCUUGGCAUCUCAGUUGGGAACUGGAGACCUCUAGCCAACUGCCCCCUGUCCUGCCCAGCCAACAGCCGCUAUGAGCUCUGCGGCCCUGCCUGCCCGGCCUCCUGCAACGAGGCUGCGGCGCCCUCCAACUGCUCUGGGCGCCCCUGCGUAGAGGGCUGCGUGUGCCUCCCGGGCUUCGUGGCCAGCGGCGGCGCCUGCGUGCCGGCCUCGUCGUGUGGCUGCACCUUCCAGGGUCUCCAGCUCGCUCCAGGCCAGGAGGUGUGGGCGGACAAGUCGUGCCGAAGGCGCUGCACCUGCAACGGCGCCACCCAUCAGGUGACCUGCCGCGACACACAGGGCUGCCCGGCGGGUGAGAUCUGCAGCGACCAGAACGGCCUCCUGGGCUGCUACCCCAAUCGCUUCGGGACCUGUCAGGGGUCCGGGGACCCACACUAUGUGAGCUUCGACGGCCGGCGCUUCGACUUCAUGGGCACCUGCACGUACCUGCUGGUCGGCUCAUGCGGCCAGAACGCAGCACUGCCCGCCUUCCGGGUGCUGGUGGAAAAUGAGCAUCGGGGGAGCCAGACUGUGAGCUACACGCGCGCCGUGCGGGUGGAGGCCCGCGGGGUGAAGGUGGUGGUGCGCCGGGAGUACCCCGGGCAAGUGCUGGUGGAUGACGUCCUUCAGUACCUGCCCUUCCAAGCAGCAGAUGGGCAGGUGCAGGUGUUCCGCCAGGGCAGGGACGCCGUCGUGCGCACGGACUUUGGUCUGACUGUCACCUACAACUGGGAUGCACGAGUGACUGCCAAGGUGCCCAGUAGCUAUGCUGAGGCCCUGUGUGGACUCUGUGGGAACUUCAAUGGGGACCCAGCUGAUGACCUGGCUCUGCGGGGUGGGGGUCAAGCUGCCAAUGCACUGGCUUUUGGGAACAGCUGGCAAGAAGAGACGAGGUCUGGCUGUGGAGCAACUGAACCUGGUGAUUGUCCCAAGCUGGACUCCCUGGUGGCCCAGCAGCUGCAGAGCAAGAAUGAGUGUGGAAUCCUUGCGGACCCCCAGGGGCCCUUCCGAGAGUGCCACAGCAAGCUGGACCCUCAGGGUGCCGUGCGUGACUGUGUGUAUGACCGCUGCCUGCUGCCAGGCCAGUCUGGGCCACUAUGUGACGCAUUGGCCACCUAUGCUGCUGCAUGCCAGGCUGCUGGAGCCACAGUGCACCCCUGGAGGAGUGAAAAACUUUGCCCACUGAGCUGUCCACCCAACAGCCACUAUGAGGCGUGUUCCUACGGCUGCCCGCUGUCCUGUGGAGACCUCCCAGUGCGCGGAGGCUGUGGCUCCGAAUGCCAUGAGGGCUGCGUGUGCGAUGAGGGCUUUGCGCUCAGUGGUGAGUCCUGCCUGCCUCUGGCCUCCUGUGGCUGCGUACACCAGGGCACCUACCACCCACCAGGCCAGACCUUCUACCCUGGCCCCGGGUGUGAUUCCCUUUGCCACUGCCAGGAGGGCGGCCUAGUAUCCUGUGAGCCCUCCAGCUGCGGCCCGCACGAGGCCUGCCGGCCAUCCGGUGGCAGCUUGGGCUGUGUGGCCGUGGGCUCUGCCACCUGCCAGGCGUCGGGAGACCCCCACUACACCACCUUCGAUGGCCGCCGCUUCGACUUCAUGGGCACCUGCGUGUAUGUGCUGGCUCAGACCUGCGGCACCCGGCCUGGCCUGCAUCAGUUUGCCGUCCUGCAGGAGAACGUGGCCUGGGGUAAUGGGCGAGUCAGUGUGACCAGGGUGAUCACGGUCCAGGUGGGAAACUUCACCCUGCGGCUGGAGCAGAGACAGCGGAAGGUCACGGUGAACGGUGUGGACAUGAAGCUGCCCGUGGUGCUGGCCAAUGGCCAGAUCCGAGCCUCCCAGCAUGGUUCAGACGUUGUGAUUGAGACCGACUUCGGCCUGCGUGUGGCCUACGACCUUGUGUACUAUGUGCGGGUCACCAUCCCCGGAAACUACUACCAGCAGAUGUGUGGCCUGUGUGGGAACUACAACGGCGACCCCAAGGAUGACUUCCAGAAGCCCAACGGCUCGCAGGCAGGCAACGCCAAUGACUUUGGCAACUCCUGGGAGGAGGCAGUACCUGGCUCUCCCUGCCUGCCACCACCCACCUGCCCGCCAGGGAGCGAGGGCUGCGACACCAGCAAGUGUCCUCCCGAGCAGGAGAAGAAGUAUCAGAAGGAGGAGUUCUGUGGGCUCCUCUCCAGCCCCACAGGGCCGCUGGCCUCCUGCCACAAGCUGGUGGAUCCCCAGGGUCCCUUGCAAGAUUGCAUCUUUGAUCUCUGCCUGGGUGGUGGGAACCUGAGCAUUCUCUGCAGCAACAUCCAUGCCUAUGUGAGUGCUUGCCAGGCGGCUGGAGGCCACGUGAAGCCCUGGAGGACGGAAACUUUCUGUCCCAUAAAGUGCCCAGCGAACAGCCACUACAAGCUCUGCGCGGACACCUGCUCCCUGGGCUGCGCGGCUCUCAGUGCCCCUCUGCAGUGCCCAGAUGAGUGUGCUGAAGGCUGCCAGUGUGACGCCGGCUUCCUCUACAACGGUGAAGCCUGCGUGCCCAUCCAGCAGUGCGGCUGCUACCACAAUGGUGUCUACUAUGAGCCGGAGCAGACAGUCCUCAUUGACGACUGUCGGCAGCAGUGUACGUGCCAUGCGGGUAAAGGUGUGCUGUGCCAGGAACACAGCUGCAAGCCGGGGCAGGUGUGCCAGCCCUCCGGAGGCGUCCUAAGCUGCAUCACCAAAGGAGAGAGAGGGAGGCAGAGGGCCAGAGCUGGGGCCGUAACACCUCCAGUGACCCGUUUGACUUCUUCCUCCUUCCCCAAGGUGAACGGUGUGCUGACAGCGUUGCCUGUCUCCGAGGCCAACGGGCGGAUUUCAGUGACCCACGGUGCAUCCAAGGCACUGCUGGUGGCUGACUUUGGACUGCAAGUCAGCUAUGACUGGAAUUGGCGGGUAGAUGUGACGCUGCCCAGCAGCUAUCAUGGCGCAGUGUGCGGGCUCUGUGGUAACAUGGACCGCAACCCCAGCAAUGACCAGGCCUUCCCUAAUGGCACCCUGGCUCCCUCCAUACCCAUCUGGGGCGGCAGCUGGCGAGUCCCAGGCUGGGACCCACUGUGUUGGGACAUAUGUCCGGGGUCCUGCCCAACGUGCCCUGAGGACAAGUUGGAACAGUUCGAGGGCCCUGGCUUUUGCGGACCCCUGGUCCCUGGCACAGGGGGCCCCUUCGCCACCUGCCAUGCUCAUGUGCCACCUGAGAGCUUCUUCAAGGGCUGUGUCCUGGACGUCUGCAUGGGUGGUGGGGCCCACGACAUUCUUUGCAAGGCACUGGCUUCCUACGUGGCCGCCUGCCAGGCCGCUGGGGUUGUCAUCGAAGACUGGCGGGCACAGGUCGGCUGUGAGAUCACCUGCCCAGAAAACAGCCACUACGAGGUCUGCGGCCCACCCUGCCCGGCCAGCUGUCCGUCCCCUGCGCCCCCUGCAACCCCAGCCGUAUGCAAGGGUCCCUGUGUGGAAGGCUGCCAGUGUGACGCGGGUUUCGUGCUAAGUGCUGACCGCUGUGUUCCCCUAAACAACGGCUGCGGCUGCUGGGCCAACGGCACCUACCACGAGGCGGGCAGUGAGUUUUGGGCUGAUGGCACCUGCUCCCACAGGUGCCGCUGCGGGCCUGGGGGCGGCUCGCUGGUCUGCACACCUGCCAGCUGUGGGCUGGGUGAAGUGUGUGGCCUCCUGCCAUCCGGCCAGCGCGGCUGCCAGCCCGUCAGCACAGCUGAGUGCCAGGCCUGGGGUGACCCCCAUUAUGUCACUCUGGAUGGGCACCGAUUCGAUUUCCAAGGCAACUGCGAGUACCUGCUGAGUGCACCCUGCCACGGACUACCCUCCGGGGCUGCGAACUUCACUGUCACUGUAGCCAAUGAGCACCGGGGCAGCCAGGCUGUCAGCUACACCCGCAGUGUCACCCUGCAAAUUUACAACCACAGCCUGACACUGAGUGCCCGCUGGCCCCGGCAGCUACAGGUGGACGGCGUGUUCGUGGCUCUGCCCUUCCAUCUGGAUUCGCUGCUGCACGCACACCUGAGCGGCGCCGACGUGGUGGUGACCACAACCUCAGGGCUCUCGCUGACUUUCGAUGGGGACAGCUUCGUGCGCCUGCGCGUGCCGGCGGCGUACGCGGGCGCUCUCUGUGGCUUAUGCGGGAACUACAACCAGGACCCCGCAGACGACCUGAAGGCUGUGGACGGGAAGCCUGCUGGAUGGCAGGUGGGCGGCGCCCCGGGCUGCGGAGAAUGUGUGUCUGGGCCAUGCCCUUCGCAGUGCACCCCAGAGCAGCAGAAGUCCUUCGGCGGCCCGGACGCCUGCGGCGUGAUCUCCGCCACCGACGGUCCGCUGGCGCCCUGCCACGGCCUUGUGCCGCCCGCGCAGUACUUCCAGGGCUGCUUGCUGGACGCCUGCCAAGUUCAGGGCCAUCCUGGAGGCCUCUGUCCUGCAGUGGCCGCCUACGUGGCAGCUUGUCAGGCCGCUGGGGCCCAGCUCGGCGAGUGGAGGCGGCCGGACUUCUGUCCCUUCCAGUGUCCUGCCCACAGCCACUACGAGCUCUGCGGUGACUCCUGCCCCGUGAGCUGCCCGAGCGUCUCGGCCCCCGAGGGCUGUGAGUCGGCCUGCCGUGAAGGCUGUGUCUGCGAUGCUGGCUUCGUGCUCAGUGGUGACACCUGUGUACCUGUGGGCCAGUGUGGCUGCCUCCACGAUGACCGCUACUACCCGCUGGGCCAGACCUUCUACCCUGGCCCUGGGUGUGAUUCCCUUUGCCACUGCCGAGAGGGUGGCCUGGUAUCCUGUCAACCCUCCAGCUGCGGCCCGCACGAGACCUGCCGGCCAUCCGGUGGCAGCUUGGGCUGUGUGGCCGUGGGCUCUGCCACCUGCCAGGCGUCGGGAGAUCCCCACUACACCACCUUCGAUGGCCGCCGCUUCGACUUCAUGGGCACCUGCGUGUAUGUGCUGGCUCAGACCUGCGGCACCCGGCCUGGCCUGCAUCGGUUUGCCGUCCUGCAGGAGAACGUGGCCUGGGGUAAUGGGCGAGUCAGUGUGACCAGGGUGAUCACGGUCCAGGUGGGAAACUUCACCCUGCGGCUGGAGCAGAGACAGCGGAAGGUCACGGUGAACGGUGUGGACAUGAAGCUGCCCGUGGUGCUGGCCAACGGCCAGAUCCGAGCCUCCCAGCAUGGUUCAGACGUUGUGAUUGAGACCGACUUCGGCCUGCGUGUGGCCUACGACCUUGUGUACUAUGUGCGGGUCACCAUCCCCGGAAACUACUACCAGCUGAUGUGUGGUCUGUGUGGGAACUACAACGGCGACCCCAAGGAUGACUUCCAGAAGCCCAACGGCUCACAGGCUGGCAACGCCAAUGACUUCGGCAACUCCUGGGAGGAGGCGGUGCCCGGCUCUCCCUGCCUGCCGCCACCCACCUGCCCGCCAGGGAGCGAGGGCUGCGACACCAGCAAGUGUCCUCCCGAGCAGGAGAAGAAGUAUCAGAAGGAGGAGUUCUGUGGGCUCCUCUCCAGCCCCACAGGGCCGCUGGCCUCCUGCCACAAGCUGGUGGAUCCCCAGGGUCCCUUGCAAGAUUGCGUCUUUGAUCUCUGCCUGGGUGGUGGGAACCUGAGCAUUCUCUGCAGCAACAUCCAUGCCUAUGUGAGUGCUUGCCAGGCGGCUGGAGGCCACGUGAAGCCCUGGAGGACAGAAACUUUCUGUCCCAUGAAGUGCCCAGCGAACAGCCACUACGAGCUCUGCGCGGACACCUGCUCCCUGGGCUGCGCGGCUCUCAGUGCCCCUCUGCAGUGCCCAGAUGGGUGUGCUGAAGGCUGCCAGUGUGACGCCGGCUUCCUCUACAACGGUGAAGCCUGCGUGCCCAUCCAGCAGUGUGGCUGCUACCACAAUGGUGUCUACUAUGAGCCGGAGCAAACAGUCCUCAUUGACGACUGUCGGCAGCAGUGUACGUGCCAUGUGCGUAAAGGUGUGUUGUGCCAGGAACACAGCUGCAAGCCGGGGCAGGUGUGCCAGCCCUCCGGAGGCAUCCUGAGCUGCAUCACCAAAGACCCGUGCGACGGUGUGACAUGCCGGCCACAGGAGACGUGCAAGGAGCAGGGUGGCCAGGGCGUGUGCGUGCCCAACUAUGAGGCCACGUGCUGGCUGUGGGGCGACCCACACUACCACUCCUUCGACGGCCGGGCGUUUGACUUCCAGGGCACCUGUAACUAUGUGCUGGCAACAACUGGCUGCCCGGGGGUCAACACCCAGGGCCUGACGCCCUUCACCGUCACCACCAAGAACGAGAACCGGGGCAACCCUGCUGUGUCCUACGUGAGAGUCGUCACUGUGGCUGCCCUGGGCACCAACAUCUCCAUCCACAAGGGCGAGAUCGGCAAAGUCCGGGUGAACGGUGUGCUGACAGCGUUGCCUGUCUCCGAGGCCAACGGGCGGAUUUCAGUGACCCACGGUGCAUCCAAGGCACUGCUGGUGGCUGACUUUGGACUGCAAGUCAGCUAUGACUGGAAUUGGCGGGUAGAUGUGACGCUGCCCAGCAGCUAUCAUGGCGCAGUGUGCGGGCUCUGUGGUAACAUGGACCGCAACCCCAGCAAUGACCAGGUCUUCCCUAAUGGCACCCUGGCUCCCUCCAUACCCAUCUGGGGCGGCAGCUGGCGAGUCCCAGGCUGGGACCCACUGUGUUGGGACGUAUGUCCGGGGCCCUGCCCAACGUGCCCUGAGGACAAGUUGGAACAGUUCGAGGGCCCUGGCUUUUGCGGACCCUUGGUCCCUGGCGCAGGGGGCCCCUUCGCCACCUGCCAUGCUCAUGUGCCACCUGAGAGCUUCUUCAAGGGCUGUGUCCUGGACGUCUGCAUGGGUGGUGGGGCCCACGACAUUCUUUGCAAGGCACUGGCUUCCUACGUGGCCGUCUGCCAGGCCGCUGGGGUUGUCAUCGAAGACUGGCGGGCACAGGUCGGCUGUGAGAUCACCUGCCCAGAAAACAGCCACUACGAGGUCUGCGGCCCACCCUGCCCGGCCAGCUGUCCGUCCCCUGCGCCCCCUGCGAUCCCAGCCGUAUGCGAGGGUCCCUGUGUGGAGGGCUGCCAGUGCGACGCGGGUUUCGUGCUAAGUGCUGACCGCUGUGUUCCCCUAAACAACGGCUGCGGCUGCUGGGCCAACGGCACCUACCACGAGGCGGGCAGUGAGUUUUGGGCUGAUGGCACCUGCUCCCACAGGUGCCGCUGCGGGCCUGGGGGCGGCUCGCUGGUCUGCACACCUGCCAGCUGUGGGCUGGGUGAAGUGUGUGGCCUCCUGCCAUCCGGCCAGCGCGGCUGCCAGCCCGUCAGCACAGCUGAGUGCCAGGCCUGGGGUGACCCCCAUUAUGUCACUCUGGAUGGGCACCGAUUCGAUUUCCAAGGCAACUGCGAGUACCUGCUGAGUGCACCCUGCCACGGACUACCCUCCGGGGCUGCGAACUUCACUGUCACUGUAGCCAAUGAGCACCGGGGCAGCCAGGCUGUCAGCUACACCCGCAGUGUCACCCUGCAAAUCUACAACCACAGCCUGACACUGAGUGCCCGCUGGCCCCGGCGGCUACAGGUGGAUGGCGUGUUCGUGGCUCUGCCCUUCCAGCUGGAUUCGCUGCUGCACGCACACCUGAGCGGCGCCGACGUGGUGGUGACCACAACCUCAGGGCUCUCGCUGACUUUCGAUGGGGACAGCUUCGUGCGCCUGCGCGUGCCGGCGGCGUACGCGGGCGCUCUCUGUGGCUUAUGCGGGAACUACAACCAGGACCCCGCAGACGACCUGAAGGCUGUGGACGGGAAGCCUGCUGGAUGGCAGGUGGGCGGCGCCCCGGGAUGCGGAGAAUGUGUGUCUGGGCCAUGCCCGUCGCCUUGCACCCCAGAGCAGCAGGAGUCCUUCGGCGGCCCGGACGCCUGCGGCGUGAUCUCCGCCACCGACGGCCCGCUGGCGCCCUGCCACUGCCUCGUGCCGCCCGCGCAGUACUUCCAGGGCUGCUUGCUGGACGCCUGCCAAGUUCAGGGCCAUCCUGGAGGCCUCUGUCCUGCAGUGGCCGCCUACGUGGCAGCUUGUCAGGCCGCUGGGGCCCAGCUCGGCGAGUGGAGGCGGCCGGACUUCUGUCCCUUCCAGUGCCCUGCCCACAGCCACUACGAGCUCUGCGGUGACUCCUGCCCCGUGAGCUGCCCGAGCCUCUCAGCCCCCGAGGGCUGUGAGUCGGCCUGCCGUGAAGGCUGUGUCUGCGAUGCUGGCUUCGUGCUCAGUGGUGACACCUGUGUACCUGUGGGCCAGUGUGGCUGCCUCUAUGAUGGCCGCUACUACCCGCUGGGUGAGGCCUUCUACCCGGGCCCUGAGUGUGAGCGGCGCUGUGAGUGUGGGCCAGGUGGCCAUGUCAGCUGCCAGGAGGGCGCGGCCUGUGGGCCCCAUGAGGAGUGCCGGUUAGAGGAUGGUGUCCGGGCCUGUCAUGCCACAGGCUGUGGCCGCUGCCUGGCCAAUGGGGGCAUCCACUAUGUCACCCUUGACGGCCGUGUCUUCGACCUGCAUGGCUCCUGCUCCUAUGUCUUGGCCCAAGUCUGCCAGCCGAAGCCUGGGGAUGAGGACUUCUCCAUCGUGCUUGAAAAGAACGCAGCUGGAGAGCCCCAGCGCCUCCUGGUUACUGUGUCUGGCCAGGUUGUCGGCCUAGCUCAGGGGCAGCAGGUCACCGUGGACGGCGAGGCUGUGGCCCUGCCUGUGGCUGUGGGCCGUGUGCGGGUGACCGCCGAAGGCCGAAACGUGGUUCUGCAGACGACCAAGGGGCUGCGGCUUCUCUUUGAUGGCGAUGCCCAAGUCCUCAUGUCCAUCCCCAGCUCCUUCCGUGGAAGGCUCUGUGGCCUCUGUGGGAACUUCAAUGGCAACUGGAGUGAUGACUUUGUCCUGCCCAAUGGCUUGGCAGCGUCUAGUGUGGAGACCUUCGGGGCUGCAUGGCGGGCGCCCGGCUCCUCCAAGGGCUGUGGCGAGGGCUGCGGGCCCCAAGGCUGCCCCGUGUGCUCGGCAGAGGAGACUGCACCCUAUGAGAGCAACAAGGCCUGCGGGCAGCUCCGGAACCCCCAGGGACCCUUCGCGACCUGCCAGGCUGUGCUGAGUCCCUCUGAGUACUUCCGCCAAUGCGUAUAUGACCUGUGCGCGCAAAAGGGCGACACAGCCUUCCUGUGCCGCAGCCUGGCAGCCUAUACGGCGGCCUGUCAGGCAGCCGGCGUGGCCGUGAAGCCCUGGAGGACAGACAACUUCUGCCCGCUCCAGUGCCCCGCCCACAGCCACUACUCCGUCUGCACACACACCUGCCAGGGCUCCUGUGCGGCUCUCUCUGGCCUCACGGGCUGCACCACCCGCUGUUUUGAGGGCUGCGAGUGUGACGACCGCUUCCUGCUUUCCCAGGGUGUCUGCAUCCCUGUCCAAGAUUGUGGCUGCACCCAUAAUGGCCGAUACUUGCCGGUGAACUCCUCCCUGCUGACCUCAGACUGCAGCAAGCGCUGUUCCUGUUCCUCAAGCUCCGGCCUGACAUGCCAGGCAGCUGGCUGCCCACCAGGCCGCGUAUGCGAGGUCAAGGCUGAAGCCCGGCAGUGCUGGGCUGCCCGUGGUCUCUGUGUCCUGUCUGUGGGUGCCAACCUCACCACCUUUGAUGGGGCCCGUGGUGCCACGACCUCUCCUGGUGUCUAUGAGCUCUCUUCCCGCUGUCCAGGACUACAGAAGACCAUCCCCUGGUACCGUGUGAUUGCUGAAGUCCAGACCUGCCGUGGCAAAACUGAGGCUGUGGGCCAGCUCCACAUCUUCUUCGAGGAUGGGAUGGUGACGGUGACCCCAAACAAGGGUGUGUGGGUGAAUGGUCUCCGAGUGGAUCUUCCAGCUGAGAAGUUAGCAUCUGUGUCCGUGAGUCGUACACCUGAUGGCUCCCUGCUAGUCCGCCAGAAGGCAGGGGUCCAGGUGUGGCUUGGAGCCAAUGGGAAGCUGGCUGUGAUGGUCAGCGGUGACCAUGCUGGGAAACUGUGUGGGGCCUGUGGAAACUUUGACGGAGACCAGACCAAUGAUUGGCGUGACUCCGAGGGGAAGUCAGUGAUGGAGAAAUGGAGAGCACAGGACUUCUCCCCAUGUUAUGACUGAUCAGUUGUCCACCGGGAGUGAAGACUUCCUGAAGAAGACCUGAUCCUCCUGGAGGUUGCAGGGGCUGAAGGAUGCAUCAUGUGCUCCUACCCGGCUCUACCAGUCUUCUGGGUCGCAAAGGCCAAAUGUGAGAGCGUUGAAUAAAUCUCUUAAGCUAAGCUGCA